This is a messenger RNA of Cetraspora pellucida, 1764 nucleotides long. Lineage: Eukaryota; Fungi; Glomeromycota; Glomeromycetes; Diversisporales; Gigasporaceae. The record is from the annotation of a GenBank genome assembly.
AUGAACUUGACUUGUACUGUAUCUGCUGCUGCGUCAAUAAUAGAUUUAACAGAUCUUGCUCCAGAUGAAAGACGAGGCCUUCUUUUUGACGUAAAUAUGCCUUUGGAGAUUCCGAUAGACGAUUUUAAUGAUACCUGGUGGCCCUUAGUUUCUAAUAUAUGGACUCAAUGGAAUUCAUAUAAAGGUGUAAAUGGUGAUGUCUCGAAAGUUUUCGCCUGCCGAUUUACUAAGCACCGGGAUUCAAGUGGCCGCCAAAAAGAAAAUAUUCCAAAUGAAAAACGCAGAAUGACGAAAUCACGAUCGUCGGGACUGUGUGAGGCGAAGAUAAAGGUUUCCUGGCUGGUUUCAUCAAACAAGGUUAAGGUUGAACGCUAUAAAGACUCACCAAAUCAUUCACAUUCUUUGAAGGAAGGUGAUAGAAUAAAACGCUCUAAAGCAAUAAGAACACUUGUAGAACAAGAAGCGGUUAAAAACUAUUCGCCUCCGGCGAUAACUGCUGCCAUUAAAGAGUAUGCGACGAUUAAGCUAGGUGUUGGAUCUGGCGUGCGUGAAUUAAAACAGAAGGAAGUAGCAAAUAUUAAGUACAAGGUUUGUGGGCCCGCUGAAGCGCACCUUGUUGGUGAUCCUAAUAUAAAAAUAGACAUUUCAAAUUCUGUAUCAUACUUAAAAGAGCAGGGGUAUCAAGUUGAGGACAAUCGUGUUCCUGAACGAAACACCAAAGGCAUUGUUUUUGCGCAUCCCGCGCAGUUAAAGAAACUUCAGCAUCAUGGGGCGCACUUUUAUGUUAGUACCGAAGAUAGUGACACUGUUGGGAAAGCAUUGUGUUUAAUUCGUGGUAGGUUUUGUCUCUGGUUUCCCCGAUAUAUACUUUCUGAUCAAAGUAGUAUUGAGGCAAAAGCUGUUAAAAAAGCAUUUCCUGGUACAAGUGCUGGUGAACAAGAAUGUGAAGUAAUCCUUUGCGUCGUCCAUGUCAUGAGGGUUUGGCUAACAAAAAUUUAUGAAAAAGGACCUCGAGAUAUUAUGAUUGCGACAAUGCACAAAAGGACAAAAAUUGGUUGCGAAAACCUUGUCCAAGAUGCCAUUAAAUGUAUUACCUCUACAAACCCAUUAGAGUCUUACCACAGUGAGUUGAAAAGGGCAACGUCUUCAUUUUAUGGUUUAAUAGGUGCAAUGCACCAUACUGUUGCUCUGGAUAAUAAAAAGCGAUCUGAUUCUGAAGCCAUCGCUUUCGACUUUCGUAUUAAGAAGAUAUCCGCAUAUGGCGUGGCGAGUAAUGUUCUUGAGGAAAUUCACAAGUUUCCUUACCCUUUUCAACAAUUAUUAGUGAAGGAAGCCUGCUCUGUAAUGAGUAGACUUGAAAAAGGAAAAAAUGCUCUGGGUUUAACUUCGCUUGAUUGCCACUGCCUAUUUUACAAUCGGUACUUGUUACCUUGUAGACAUAUUUUCCAUGAACAUACAUAUGGUGCCACAAAAUUACUGACCAUCAAUAUAUGGAGAACAUUUCAGGGGAUGUUUGAGGAAAGUGGAUAUGAAGUUUACGAACGUCGUGAAUUAGUGAUUGAAGAAAUUGCAAAAACUGAACAACAAAAAAAAGAAGAAAGUUUGAAACUUGCCGUGAAUGAACUAAAUGAAAGGGUACAAGACAAAUAUUGGCAUACUGUUUCAAGUGGAAAUAUUGGGAGGACGGAGGCUUUUGUUUCGAUGUUAGAAGCCUCCAUAGAUUCUUUUUUCUUACAAUUCGACCAUUUAAGUAUAAAUAAUUAA